Corvus hawaiiensis (hawaiian crow) is the source of this 5229-nucleotide messenger RNA. RefSeq names its product centrosomal protein 63 (gene CEP63). Gene Ontology annotation, biological process: de novo centriole assembly involved in multi-ciliated epithelial cell differentiation; centriole replication. Lineage: Eukaryota; Metazoa; Chordata; Aves; Passeriformes; Corvidae. The transcript has 15 exons. The record is from RefSeq and is a predicted model, not a curated record. The coding region runs from base 2631 to 4865 and encodes 744 amino acids. Gene Ontology annotation, cellular component: centriole.
GAGGGCUCGGGAGCGGGGAGGCUCCGGCUGAGGGAGGAGCUGCAGCAGCGGGGGAGCCGGGAAUGCUGCCGGAGGGCAGCUCCGGUGGCUGUAGCGGUGAGCACUGCCCGGGCACACUGGCCCCGGCUACUUCACAGGCUUAAGCUGCAGGUCUGGAUUGGACAUCAGGAGGAAUUCCUUCACGGAAGGGGUGAUUAAAUAUUGGAAGGGGCUGCCCAGGGCGGUGGUGGUGGAGUCCCCAUCCCUGGAGGUGUUUAAGGAAAGACUGGACGUAGCACUCAGUGCUCUGGGCUGGGUGACAAAGAGGGGAUCGGUCACAGGAUGGACUUGAUGGUCUCAGAGGGCUUUUCCAGCCUCAGUGAUUCUGGGAUUCUUGCCCUGGCGAGGGGUGAUUGGCUCCGGGCUCCUGCCGCUGGUGCCAUUCCUGCCGCUGGCAAGUGAAGCUUGUCUGUGGUAUUGCUUUUGGGAGGUUCUUGCUCCUUUCAUUGUAAGCAUGCUUCCAGCAACGCUGUAAGAUUGCACCUUUCUACGUUUUUAAAUGUGAAGUAAUCCCAAUCUUUUGUCAUGGGCGCUAUUCUUAAGUCCUCCUGCAUAUUAUGAAGUUCUCUCCUCUUGACUCUACUACAAUUCUGCCUUGAGCUGGGAUGCUAAGCCUUGUUUAUUUUUAAAUGUGUUGUUUUGGUUUGGGCUUUUUUUUUGCCCCACCCCCCCCCUUUUUUUUUUUUUUUUUUGCAAAUACUUCCAUUUUCUUCAUUUUCAGAAGUGAUCAGCCAGCUCUCCUUGCUUUAGCUGUAGUUUAUGAAGGAGAUUGUUUCCUCUUGUGGGUCUUUACUGAGGUGCCUGUAACUUGCACAUUGCAACUUGCAAGCAUGAGAGGCCAAAAUUUAAUACUAAAUCAGCAAACCUUAUGUAGUAUAAAACUGGCUAGAGGUGUCUGAUUUUAAGGCUUUUCCCCAAAAUCUGGGUGUGCCGGCAAAGUAAGCAAAGCUGGCAGGCUGUGAGGGUGGUAAGGCACAGAGAAGCCGUGGCUGUCCUUCCAUGGAGGUGACCAAGGCCAGGUUGGACGGGGCUUGGAGCAACCUGGGAUAGUGGAAGCUGCCCCUGCCCAUGGCGGGGGUUUGGCAUGAGAUGGCUUUAAGAUCUCUUCCAAUCCAAACUGUUCUGGAAUUCUAUGCUGUCUGUCUCCUCAUCUCUCUGACCACUGAAAAUUCAUUCUGUGUCGGUGUGAUUAGAAUGUAAGAGGAGAGCUGCUACUGUCUAGUGGCUGCUGUUGCCACCUGGAGAACUCUUGGAAUGCUGUCAACAGCUCAGGGGGUCUGCUCAUCUGCUCUCCUCAGCACCCUGCCCUCAGCAGAACCACGAAGUUGUUCUGCAUACUGAUGGGGCUUUGUUAAGCACAAAGAGGGCCAAAGACAGACAAAACACUAUCAGAAUAGGGAAAGAAUUUUUUCUGUGUAUCUUUUAUAUGCUUGUGUUUUAAAACACAGCUCCCAAGGACAGGUUUUAAAUUGAGAAUUGUGUUUUAAAGUGCUGUAGGAGCAGGAUGGAAGAUUCUUCAGGAAGGAGAGCAAAGCUGAGCCUGUGUUUGUGGAAGUCUCCCUUGCUGUGACCUGCUCCCCUUUUGCUGAUUGCUUAUAAUGCCAUGUUAAUCUUUGAGGGAAGGUGUUGGAAGGAUCCAUCUUCAUGUUGGAAAGAUCCACACAUCUUGGAAAGUGUGUAGAUUUUGGAAACACAAGUUUGUGUUAAUAGCUCUGGAUGAGUCUAACCAUUUUUGUGUUAGCUGCAGUUUCAUGAAGGAGACAUUGAAACAAAUUCUGGCUUCCUGGCUGUGGUCACUUUAUUCCCCAUUUUUGGCUUUAACGUAAAGCCUUCUUGCUUUCACCAAGAUGUGAAAUUUCUAUGGGUGUGCACGUGUUUGUGACUUAAAACGUAUAAUUUUAAACUAAAACAGUGUACUGCUGCUGUAAAGCUGUUCAACUUAUUUUCAUAAUUUAAGGCAUAAUUUAAGAGGAAUUUUUAAGGCGUUUGUGUUUUGUUAAAAUUCCCACAACCAUUUGUACAACCAGUGUGUUCUGAGUGUGGUGGGAAACUGCACAGUCUCUUUAACCUAGUCUCUAAUAAGGCCUGGAAAAGAUGUAAUUUGUGGAUGAAUUCUUACUGCUACUUGCUUGUGUUUUCUCUCUGACGUGACAAACUUCCCCAUCAGACGUGGAUCUCGGGCUGACCCCUUUGAAGCCCAAAUGUUCCUGUUACUCCACAGUCUGGUGCUCUCAGGACAUCUACCAGUCCCUCUGUAUUGAGUUCACACAAGUGCAGAGUUGCUCAAGUGCAGAUUCUCAUUGCUCCUCUCUGAAUUUAUUAGAUCACAUGAGUCUGGCACUGCAGUUUGGGGGUGCUAGGUGAUAGCAUUGGAUACAUUUUUCUGGUAGAAAAAUCUGUUUUCCUCUAUUUGGCUUGUAAGUUCAUGAAGGUGCCAUUGUUUUCCUCACCUCAACUGCAUGCUCCUGGUAUGUUUUUUAACUUCUUUGCUUUGUGGGCUUCUGCUUGUUCUGCAGUUGGAUGGAGAAGCAGCCUGGUUUGUGCACUGCUUUCCUGUGCUUCCCUAGUACUGAAGCCACCAGGAUUCAGUGAUGGAGGCUUUGCUGGAAGGAAUGCAGAGAAAUGGGCAGGGGAGCGGCGGGUUCUUGACCUCCUGCGAGGCUGAGCUGCAGGAGCUGAUGAAGCAGAUUGACAUCAUGGUGGCUCACAAGAAAUCCGAGUGGGAAGGGCAGACACAGGCUUUGGAAGCUUGUCUGAGUGCUCGGGAGCAGGAACUUUCCUCUGCCAAGGCAGCUCUGCAGGAAAAACAAAAGGAGGUCGGCAUGUUGCGUCGCCGGGUCGAAGAUGUGGAAAAAUCCAAGCAGGACAUGGUUAGAGAGUAUGAGCAACAGCUGAAGAAAUUCCAGGAGGAGACUUGGCUUUGCCCAUCAGUAAAAUGGCAGUGUGAUGGCUUCUCAAAUUCGUGUGGCUGUUUGGACACCAUUUGUUUAAUAGUUGAGUCGGGGGGAGCUCAUCAGUUAUCCCGGCUGAGGAGGAGCUAUGAGAAGCUGCAGAAGAAAAAAACAAGAAGCAGAGGAGAAGCUAACAAGGGACAAGAGGAGGACAAGUUUGAAUUGAGCCGACUGACCAGGAAGCUGGAGGAGUUCCGUCAAAAAUCACUUGACUGGGAGAAGCAGCGCCUGCGGUACCAGCAGCAGGUGGCAUCGCUGGAGGCGCAGCGCAAGGCUCUGGCAGAGCACUCCGAGCUUGUGCAGACCCAGCUGGCCAAUCGGAAGCAGAUCCUGGACUCGGUGGAGCUGGCGAGCCGCUCGGAAAUCCAGCACUUAACCAGCAGGCUGGAGAGGGCCAAUGACACCAUCUGUGCCAAUGAGCUGGAGGUGGAGAGGCUGAGCAUGAGGGUGGAUGACCUCAGUGAGGACAACCGCAUGAUUCUGGAAGAUCAGCAGAGAGUUCAAGAAGAAUUAAGGCAGUCCAAGAAAAUGUUAGAGGUGUUGCAGGAUGAGAAGAUGGAACUGAAAGCCACCUUGCAGUCUCAAGAAGAUUUCAUUGGCAGCUCCAAGCUGCACCUGGAGCAGUUACAGAAAGAGCUGGCCAGGAUGACUGAAACUCUUCACACAAAAGAAUUCCUCAUCAGGGCCUUGGAGGAGCGCUUGCAAGGGAAGCUGUUGUCCUCUCCAGGGCUGGAGCUGGAGCAGGUGCUGCUGCAGCUGGAUGUUGCCCAGAAGAAGGAACAGCACUUGCAGUCAGAGGUGACUCGUCUUGAGAACAGCCUGGUAUCUUCAAAUGCCAGGUGUGUGCAGCUGAGCGAAGAGCUGGGUGAGAAUAUCAAAGAGCUGCAGUCCCUGGAAGAAGACCAGACUGAGUCAAGGGCAGAGAUUAAAAAGCUGAAAGAGCAGCUCUCUCGGGCUGAACAAAUGCACAGCAGUGAGCUAGAAGGGAUGAAAAGGGAGAUCUCCAGGCUGACACAGGAGCUGCACCAGCGGGACAUCACCAUUGCGUCGGCGAGCGGCUCCACCUCAGACCUGGAGCAGCGGCUCAGAGCAGAGAUUGAAAGAGCAGAGAGGAAAGCAGUGGAGCACAGGGUAAUUCUGGUCCAGCUGGAAACCUUGAGGCUGGAAAACCGUCAUCUCUCCGAGACUCUGGAAAAGACAGAGUGUGGUCAGCUGAAGGGGGACGAUGGCACCCUGAGAGCACUGAGGGAGGACUACACCACUGAGCUCCAGAAAUUAGUAUGUGAGAACCAGCAGCUGCGGAAGGACCUCGCAGAGACCAGGGCGAAACUGGGGGUCACUGCACAGGUGUGCCCGGGUGAACCCCAGGGCACCGCUCAGCAGGGGCAGGGCAAAGAGCCCAGGGAUGUACAGCACAGGACAGCUCGGGAAGCACAGCACGAGCAGGAUGAACACGCAGGGAGGACACAUCUCCAGCCUGACAGGACUGCUCAGCAUCAUCACAGGGAGUCCCAGAGGUGUGGGGCUGCUGAAACAGGAACUGUGACCCCCGAGAUGGGUGAGCCGCCCUCCCAGAGCAGCAGCAAGAGCUGCAAGGAGUCACGUGCCUGGCUGGGAGCGGAGUCUGUGCUCCAUGCAGUGGAUGAAAACAAAGGUUUUGCAGAUGAAGCAUCUAAGCAGCCUGCCUCAAAUCAUCACAGAGAAUCUGUGUUUUUGUGCCCCUUGCCUACAGCUUCUGUCGGAUCCAUAGCUGCACGAUACCUGGAAGAUGAAGAAGCGAGAUCCCAGCACAUCCUGGAAUGCCUAAAUGCUCACAUUGAGGAACUGAAAAAAGAGAGUGCAAAGAUAGUGAGACGAUUUGAACACCAGGAAUAAUGUUUCUUGUGGAAUGGGAAUGCUGGUUACUUUACGUGGUUCCAGACUGUGACUGGGAAGGUGCCUAUAUCCAGUUGGUAUUGGAGCUUGGGUGAGAGGCCAUGUGUCCCAGCUGGAGCUGAAUCAGCAGGAUGGGAGUUGAGGAGAAGGAGCUCGUCUCUACGUGCUUGCUCUGCUGAGGGGUGUUACACCACAAACAUUUUAGGCAGCUUGCUGUAGGUCAGAGACCUGCAUCAGAGCUAUGUGCUCACUCACAAAGGUUAUGGUGUUUUUUAAAAGCAAACCAUUUGCUGGUUUUUAUGUAAAGUAUUUUAAGUAUAUUUUAUACGUGUAAAAGCAUUGAAAUAAAUCAGAAUGGCAAACA